Entrophospora candida is the source of this 1116-nucleotide messenger RNA. Lineage: Eukaryota; Fungi; Glomeromycota; Glomeromycetes; Entrophosporales; Entrophosporaceae. The record is from the annotation of a GenBank genome assembly.
AUGUCACGAAAAGAACUUAAUACUUGUUAUUUUUAUUCUUCUUUAUCUCCAUUCUCGCCUAUUGAAAGUUCCUCAGUCCAUAAAAAUUUUGAAGAAAAAACUGAAAAAUUUUCUCCGGCCUCUUCCCCAAAAGUUAAUAAUUAUUAUUAUGUUGAAACUGAUUCGCCAUUAAUUUCAACGCCACAAAUCAGUACACAAAAUAAUAAUAAUUUGUGUCAUCAUUCAUCACAAUCCAAACUCUUUUUUGACAACAAAUAUUUUGGCAACGUUAAUGAUCGUCAAAGAACAUUUUCUUAUGAUACAAAUAAUAACACAAUCUCACAUGACGAUUUAUCACAAAACACAACCAAUGACAUUUCAAAUAGCAAUGAAGAGAAUAGAAACAUCAAAGCGUUGGAAAAUGAUGCAUUGGAAAUGCUUAUUAGAUUGAGAGACAGCGAGAAUGAUGGCUCCGUUGAUAACGGAUACGAUGAAGAUGAUAAUCGAUUACACAAUAGUGAUGAUGAUGCUGCCGCAGAAAUGCUUGUUAGAUUGAAUAAUAGUAAUGUAGUUCAUAAUAAUAACAAACUAGGUAACGAGGAAGAAAUGGACAUUGGCAAUGAAAAUCAAGAAAACUAUAAGCAGAAUGAAUUAGGCUAUAGUGAUGAUGAUAUGGAGAUUAAUUCUAGAAUUGAAAUGAAAUCUGAUGUCGGAAUAAAUAAGAGUCAUCUAGAAAUAGACAAUCAUAAUGUAUUAGGAAAUAAGAAAAUAUUGUCAAAAAGUAAUAGAGGACUAACAAAUAACACAGGAAAACCAUUAUAUUCUUAUGCUUCGUUAAUUGGACAGGCAAUUUUGCAGUCACCAAGAAAAAAACUAAUCGUUAGUGACAUUUUUAAAUGGAUAUCAAAUACUUAUCCUUAUUAUUCAACAAUUAAAAGUUCAUCAUGGAAGACUUCGAUUCGUCACAACUUAUCAAAGCAUGAAAUGUUUAUUCGGGUAGAAAAUGAUAAUUCUUCAAGAGCAUGUUGGUCUGUUAAUCCUGAUUCAGAAAAUUGUUUCGUUGAUGGAGUAUUUCACCCGGAUAUGCUUCAGUACACAAAAAAAGCAAAAAGAAAAGAAAAGAAGUCGAAGGAUUAA